ACACGAAAAUGUUUAAAAGUGUAUUAUGUAAAUUAAGCCAGCCUCCGCUGGUGUACGGGUUUCACACCACGGCGUGCCUCAACGAGGUGCGACUUCUGACACGGCUGCGCGUCGUCGACAACUCAGAGAUCGGCAAAAGGGCCAUGGCUGAGGGAAAGCCACCUAAAGUUAUUUGUGUUUACAACAAGCAACGUGUAGGCUAUAUCGGCGAUCGCGUUAUGGUGGCCAUCAAGGGACAAAAGAAAAAGGGCAUACUGGUUGGCUUGAAGCAAACACAGAACCCUAAAGUGCCGAAGUUCGACAGCAACAAUAUUGUACUAAUCGACGACAAUGGCACCCCACUGGGUACACGCAUCCACGUGCCUAUUCCAACCAUCUUGCGCACCAUCCUGAAAGAGCGCACACAUGCUAAGGGUGCAGAUUACACCAAGCUAUUAUCCAUAGCAUCCCGAUUUGUCUAGCUUCUAGUUUAGCUGUAUUUUUGUAAAUUUAAGUAGGUAGAAUAAAAUUGUAAUAAAUGUGUAAAUACCUCACACUUAUUUAUGUAUUGCAAUUUUGUAAUAAAACAUAUUUAGCUCUUCGAUUCCAAUUUAUACUAUUUAAAAAAA
Hyposmocoma kahamanoa is the source of this 608-nucleotide messenger RNA. It is a transcript of the gene mRpL14, whose product is annotated as 39S ribosomal protein L14, mitochondrial. The transcript has 2 exons. Gene Ontology annotation, biological process: translation. The coding region runs from base 9 to 461 and encodes 150 amino acids. The record is from RefSeq and is a predicted model, not a curated record. Lineage: Eukaryota; Metazoa; Arthropoda; Insecta; Lepidoptera; Cosmopterigidae. Gene Ontology annotation, cellular component: ribosome; mitochondrion. Gene Ontology annotation, molecular function: structural constituent of ribosome.